CAGACCCCAGCUUCUCUGGCCCUCUCACUCCAAACAUCGGGCUCCAGGCCGUCUCCCGCCAACCCAAAUUCGCUUCCCGCCGCUCCCCAUUAAACCCGCUUGAAAGGUCGCGCCCUCGAGCAGAGCAACCCCUGACCACAAAUCCGAUCCGCAGCCGCCGUGCCUCGCUUUCGUCUUUUCCCCUCUGCUCGAGUACGAGCGGCUACUCCCGGCGGCUGCGGCGGCGGCGAUGAGCGCGGUGAACAUCACCAACGUGGCGGUGCUGGAUAACCCCACCGCCUUCCUCAAUCCCUUCCAAUUUGAGAUCUCCUACGAGUGCCUCGUGCCCCUCGACGACGAUCUGGAGUGGAAGCUUAUAUAUGUUGGAUCAGCUGAAGAUGAAAACUACGAUCAACAGCUUGAGAGCGUGCUUGUUGGCCCUGUCAAUGUUGGGACCUACCGUUUUGUCCUUCAGGCUGACCCACCGGAUCCCUCAAAGAUACGUGAGGAAGACAUAAUUGGUGUGACUGUGCUGCUAUUGACAUGCUCUUACAUGGGCCAGGAGUUCAUGAGAGUAGGCUACUACGUGAACAAUGAUUAUGAUGAUGAACAAUUGAGAGAAGAGCCUCCAGCAAAGGUGCUAAUUGACAGGGUGCAAAGAAAUAUCUUGGCCGACAAGCCCCGAGUCACCAAGUUCCCUAUCAACUUCCAUCCUGAACCCAGUACAGGCCCGGGGCAGCAGCAGCAGGAACCCCAGACGACCUCGCCAGAAAACCACACAGGCAAUGGCGAGGCCAAUGGUAGCAAGCCUGAGGCUGACCAAUGAACACAGUUGGCUUCAGAUAUUUUGAUGCGUGCCCCUUACAGGUUGUGCUGUAAUAUUACAAACGGGAUUAGUGGUUGUGCAUUGCCCUGGGAUCCUGAACUCUGUUCUGUAACUUGAGAUGCAAAUGCUGGGUACCUGGAUGUUUUCUUAAGCACGAGUAUUUCAGCCUCGAG
This is a messenger RNA of Zea mays, 978 nucleotides long. RefSeq lists its product as uncharacterized. Gene Ontology annotation, biological process: DNA replication-dependent chromatin assembly. NCBI's taxonomy places the organism in Eukaryota, Viridiplantae, Streptophyta, Magnoliopsida, Poales, Poaceae. Gene Ontology annotation, molecular function: histone binding. The record is from RefSeq and is marked validated. Bases 230 to 805 code for a protein of 191 amino acids. Gene Ontology annotation, cellular component: chromatin; nucleus. The transcript is spliced from 3 exons.